Miniopterus natalensis is the source of this 4121-nucleotide messenger RNA. The record is from RefSeq and is a predicted model, not a curated record. NCBI's taxonomy places the organism in Eukaryota, Metazoa, Chordata, Mammalia, Chiroptera, Miniopteridae.
GCUGGCGGGCUUUGCGGGGCGCGGGGUGGAGUUGGGGGUAGAAGCGGAGCCUGGCCUGGCCACGGACAGGUGAGCGCCCCCUCCUCCUCCUGCCGUGGAGGGUGUUGGUGUGUCCCGAGGAGCUAAGGUAACGAGCACCCUCAAGUCAAAAGCACUCAGCCCACCCCCUGGCCUAAACUGGGUUCCGGGCAUCGGUGGGGGCGAUGAGCCCUCACCUGCCUGGCUCUCAGCCGUGAUCACCUCUGGAGGAUGCUACACCCAGUCUCCCUCUCUGGCUCUGUCUUUGGGGCUGGAACCUUCAUUCUAAAUUGUGUGUUAGAAGCAAUGCCAUCAACCACUCCACCUCAAGGAGGGGGCUCCCAGGGCUUGCACCCUUGGCUGUAGCCAGGAUGGAGGCAGAUGGGCAGGAAGGGCCUGGUGGCAUUUAGCACUCCCAGGCCAUCUGCUUGGCAUGGUUCAUUCGGGAAGCCUGAAACAUCCUGCUUUGUCUGACCUGCAACUGACCCCAUCCCUCCUGGGUUCCCCCAUAGACUCAGCCUGCUUUCUUUUAGUACCUUUCUCUCUACCCAGUUUCUUUCAGGCACAGCGCAGCUUUUGUGCCUUGGAUGUGGAGAAAGUGCCUCUGUGCCUGACAACUACUGCCCAAGACAGGCAGGACCUGAGGUACCCUACUCACAUUGUGUCUCGCUAGAGCCAGUCCCUGAUCGUUGCCCUCACCAUCAUGGGGCUCACGAUACUUAUCUUGGCCCUGAGGAAAAACAUGAAGUCAAGGAGGAAACAGCUUGCCAUCACCUUACAGAACCCUGAAGCCAAGUAUCCACUGCCCUUGAUUGAGAAAGAGCAAAUCAGCCACAACACCAGGAGGUUCCGCUUUGGACUGCCCUCACCAGAACAUGUUUUAGGGCUUCCUGUAGGUAACUAUGUUCAUCUCUUAGCCAACAUUGAUGAUGAUCUGGUGGUCAGGGCCUACACACCUGUGUCCAGUGAUGAUGAUCAAGGCUUUGUGGACUUAAUUAUAAAGAUCUACUUCAAAAAUGUACACCCUCAUUAUCCAGAAGGAGGGAAGAUGAGCCAGUACUUGGAGAACUUGAAAAUUGGGGAAACUGUUCUUUUUCGAGGGCCAACUGGGCGCCUGUUCUAUCAUGGACCAGGGGAGUUUUCAGUCAAAGCAAACAAAACAAGUAAGCCUGAAGAAAAAUGGGCCGGUCAACUGGGAAUGAUUGCUGGGGGCACAGGGAUCACGCCCAUGCUGCAGCUCAUUCGCCACAUCAUCAAGAACCCCCAUGACAAGACCAGUAUAUCCCUCAUCUUUGCCAACCAGACAGAGGAGGAUAUCUUGAUGAGAAAGGAGCUUGAAGAAGCUGCCAGAGCUCACCCAGAGCAAUUCAACCUGUGGUACACCCUGGACAGGCCUCCUGCUGGCUGGAACUACAGCUCAGGCUUCAUCACCACUGACAUGAUCAAGGAGCACCUCCCUGCUCCUGGGAAGUCCACGUUCAUCCUGGUGUGUGGCCCGCCACCCCUGGUCCAGACUGCCGCUCACCCUAACCUGGAGAAACUGGGUUACACCAAGGACAUGAUUUUCACCUACUAACACCUCCCUUGCUCUCAGCAAACUUCCCUAGUCCUUCACGUGUGCUUCAAAGUGAGUCCAGUGUCACCAUGUUCAGAGUGCCUCAGUGUACCCUUGUGCACGCUGGUGCUCCCCUAUUGGGUGGGCCUAAGGCGGGUUUAAGGGGCUGAAGACUAAGUGGCUUCUGGAGUCUCCUUGCUUGGGGAGGCUGGAAGGGACUCCAUUUUAGUAUCUUUCCCCUUGGUUUAGUGAAAUAAACUUCAGUACAAAGCAGAUGGCCCAUAAGGUGUGGCUCUGUGGGGGCCUGCUAGGCACUUAGAGGCCUUGGCCUAUCCUCCAUGUGAAUUGGUUUGUGUGUGUCCAUGGGAGGUCAGAACUGGCAAAAGUGCGGGGGCAGAAUUUCAGAAGAAUCCAAGUGGGGUCACGUCAGCUCCCAAUAAUCUCUCUUGACCCCCCAGGCCCCUCAAAUAGUGUUUUGUUUUUAAGGUCAGAACUGUUAGAGGCCCAGGCACCCUCCAUGCGUACUCAUCCUUCUCCUGAGGGAGACCCUGGAAAGAGGAAUGGUGUUAGGAACACACCUCAGGGCAAUAGGUGAAUCCACAAGGCAGGUGGGCUCCAGGAGUCCUAGGUUCCCUGCACUUUGCACAACACAUGGAGCUAAGGGGUGCAUUUUUGCUAGUGUCCUCUGAAUGCCAGGCCCCAUUCUGGUGUGGUGGGGUACGGGUGGUUAUAGAUAGAAGCUUCUGACCUUGCAAAAAGAAUUAGAUUCUGGAAGCUAUUCCUGAAAUCCUUCCUAUCACUAAACCCAGAGGCCAUGAGGGACCACUCUUGCCAUCUGCUGCUUGUGGCCAGGAUGACAUGCUUCUGCUCUAUGUUACCUGUGAGUGGGUAGAACCCCUUCUGCACUGGAUUUUGUAUAAUUCUCAUAACAAGACAGAUUCUGUGGGGAUUUUGUUCUUCAAGUUAAAGAUGAAGAGGAAACUGAGCCUCAGAGACAGUUAUUGUCCCCAGGUCAUUUAGCCCAUAGGUGGCAGAGCUGGGCUUCAAACCUGGCUCUGUUUAAUUCCAAGUCACUCCUUCCUUUCCUUUUCAAAAAAAUUGGCAUUGUAGUCGUGUUGCUAAACCUCGGUGUCGCAGGAUUUCUUCAACAUAUAUGUGGGUAAGGGAGGGGAGAGAGCAGUGGGCUACAGGAGAGAGGCACACAGCUCUGGACAACUCUCAAGUGCAGCUGUGUAGUGCCCACAGGGUGGUCCCAUACAGGGUGGCCACCCAGAGGGCUGGUGGGGGCUGGGUGCUGGGAGGCAGCCAGCUUCCAUCUCUCCACACAUUCAACACCUCCUCAGUGAAUCCCUUCCUCAGAGAAAGAUACUCUGCUGAGCACUGCAUGAUGGGAAGGUCCUGCCCUUGGAUAUUUUUCUUAACCAUGCUUGUCUCCUGCUUUAACCUCUUACUGCUUUCACUAGUCCCCACCUGGCCGCCCUGGGUCUCUGAGAUAAAUUCCAGGGGCCAGCUUACAAGGUUCUUCCUGAUCUGGCUCCAUCUGAUUCACCAGGUUUCUCCUUCGCUGGGCCUCCCACUCUGACCCCUUCUCUGGCUCAGCAGUUCUCUACUAGGGGGAUCUUUCCCCAGGAACUUGGCCAGGUCUGGAGACAUUUUUGGCCGUCAUGAAAGAGGUGGUAUUGGUACCUAGAGGGAGAGGCCAAGGGUGCUGCUAAACAUCCUACAGCACACAGCCAGCCCCCACAACACUAAAUUAUCCAGCCCCAAACGGCAACUAAGUGAGGUCGAGAAACACUGCUCUCGUAACUGACUUCCUAGGAUAUGCUGAGACGUUUCCAGUCCAUCUCUCUGGCGUGCCUUUCCCCUUGGCAUGGUUGGGGAACCUGUUUCAUCUUCCAAAUUCAAGUGUCACCUCUUCCUUGGAGCCUUUUUGGUCCCAGCCCCCAGUCUUCCAUUAAAAAUGACCAUUUGCUGUUGGGGCUGUGGAGAGGUCUACUGGAGCAUCAGCACACUCCCUUGAUUGAGACAAAUCUCUAUUCCCUCCCUAGACCGUCAGCUUCCUCAGGUACCACCUUGGCGCUCAUGCCUGUGCUCCUACCCUCCUCACUCCAGCACGGAAGGUCCUUAACCUGCACAUGUGAAUGAGUGAGUGGAUGGGGAACUUAGCAGCAUGGGUUUCCUGAGCCCUGUGAGGACCAGGAUCGGGUCUUACUAUCUGCACGGAGCCUACCCAUAGCGGGUGCUCGCAGCCGAAGGCCUUCAGGAUGCUGAAUACACUGACAAUUUCUGGCACCAACAGGACCCUGGGCACUGAUGCCCGGUAUAGGCACAGGUGAGCAUCCUCAGGGAGCUGCGGAUGGAGCUUCCUCAACUAGGACAUCCCUUCCCUACCCUCCUCCUCAGACAAUGCUGGCCCACUCCCUCUCCCUUUAACCUGUUUGGACACCGUAAAUUUGGAAGCAUCCUCUGAGGGCAUCACAUAUGACCCCUCAUUUUAUAGGUGGGAAGAUGAGGGCCCACGAAGGGGUAGAGGCCUUGCUUAAAAGGC